Messenger RNA from Prunus armeniaca (apricot), 390 nucleotides. The record is from the annotation of a GenBank genome assembly. Lineage: Eukaryota; Viridiplantae; Streptophyta; Magnoliopsida; Rosales; Rosaceae.
AUGGCGGUGCCAGGGUUCUCUUCAGUUUAUUUCAGUGCAUGGUCAAAUAGAUCAUCCAUGAGACCACUGUGCCGUGCACUUGGAAAUGGCAUGUGGCCUGCUCUUGCUAGUCUACUCCAAACAUAUUUCAAGAUUUACAAAUUGACAUUCAACGAAGACACAUUACCUGAGCCUUCUCGUGUGACAACAGAAAAUAUUGUGCCACGGGAAUCUAAUUCUGGGAAAAUUGUAAAUAUUUCUGUGGAGAAUGGUCCUACACAACCAUUGCUGUCAAACUCCAAAGCUAAGCAAAAGAUGGAGAUGGAGACACUGAUUGUGAUGAUGGCUGAAGAAGAUCCUGUGGAAAUCCAAAAACCAGUCAAUUCAAUUGUGUCAGCAUAUAGAUACUAA